Molecule: messenger RNA, 1912 nt
Organism: Durio zibethinus
Lineage: Eukaryota; Viridiplantae; Streptophyta; Magnoliopsida; Malvales; Malvaceae
Source: RefSeq, a predicted model, not a curated record
AUGACCAAAAUGUUUUUGGCUGCUUUUGGAUCAAAACAAAAACUUUUUUCCAUCUUUUUGGUUUCAUUGAAAGUAACACUGCGAGUUUUCAUUACAUUAAAGAAUGAAGAGUUGGCUACAUUUGUGAAUCAGUACUACACAUCUGUUGAAAGUUAUGCAGGCCAACUCUUUCAGUUCAUCUCACAGCACCUCAAAGCUCGGUUAGCCAAUUGCUUAGCUUGCACAAAUGGCCAAUCUCCAGCCAAAGGAUCCAAGAGGUUUUUCAAAUUUCCAUUAGUUAAAGCAUUCCCAAGGAGAUCGAGCCUGGCACCGAGUGGACCACAAUCAUCACGGCUUAUAUCACAGCCAUCACAACAAUCAUUCUCACAGGGAAUAUCAUCUCAGCAUACCUUGUUUUCUCAGAUCUCACAAAGCUUACUCGAUGAAGUAGUGACAACUGAUCAGAGAUUUGGUUCUCAAGAACGAGAAAAUACUGCCAAGAUGUUUUCUAGCUUGCCACCAACCAACUUUACGAGGGAAGAUGGUCAAAUGCUGGUUUCUAGAUCUUCCACCAACUUAAUACGCAAAUGGAAUUCUGCUUCUGCUCCAGAGCAUAGAUGUCAAACUUCUGAAGAACUUGAGCAUCCACUUUCACUGAUUGAAACUUCACUAAACAGAAUGAUCUUGGAUACUGUUCAGAGUGAUGUAAUGCAAGUGAACAAAGGAACAAAAGAAGUGUUGCUGGAAAUGGAAGGGAUACAGCAGAAGUUGAUUGCUGAAGAUACCUCCUUACAGCUAAUGAACAAGGGACAAGAAGUUAUCAAAGCCAGCCUUGAUGGCAGCAUGAAAGAAAUAUCAGAUCAACUAAACAAGGAUAUUCAUCGAGACAAGUUACAACAGUUCUUCUUGGUGCUUUCUGCAUUACCAGAACAGACAGAAGCUUCUCUAAUCAAAUUACAAAAUGAGCUUUCCAACACCUUCACCAACGAAAUAAAGUUUCUUUCAGGCAAUUGCUUGCAAUUUGAAGACACUCAGCAAAAAAGGUCCAGUUGCUACUGCUAUUCUACCUAAGUCUACUGGCUGUUGUGCAACUCCACAAACCGAACUACAGGCAGGUAAAAAGCAAGCUGUGCCUCCAAAAGUUUAGCAACCCACUCUAGCUCCAAAGGUAGAAAAAGAAGGUUGGAAUCUGUAAAAAUGAAACAAUCUACCAUAAAUGAAAGGGCAUCCUGUAAAGCGAACAAGAGGAAAGGAGUUUCUUCUGUUGAACAGGUAGUUCUUAUUUGUUUUUGUUUUUCUCUUGCACUUGUCCCCUGGCUCCUAUUCUUCAUACGUUCUGAUGGAGUUAUGCUGGUCUAUUUGAGGAAAUUCUAAGGCAACUGAUUUGCAUGAUAUUACCAGUUGCACUGACUUACAUACCUUAAAUCCACUUGAUAGUUUGUUUUAGCUUAUAUGCUGCAUUGAGUUGUUUGUGCUUAAUUGAAAUGCCAGUCCACAGUACAGGAAAAGUACAGAAUCUUAAUUGAAUCGGAUGAAGAGAUCUAUGGAGGCUUUUCCUGCUUCUUUGAUGACAAGGAAACAGACACUAGAAAAUCUUCAGAUCUACUGAAAAGCUCAGAAAAUUUCAGAAAUUCAAGGUGGGCAGAAAUAAAAGAAACCCGAAGCAGAAAGGAAACAAAUGUUUUCUUUGCGAUAAACCAGGACACUUUGCAAAAAGCUGCCCAAAGUCAGACAGAAUGAACUUCUGUUUGGAUUGUGAAAAGGUUUGGAAGGUUUUUUCGAAGCCGAAAAUAACUUUCAAAUUUGAUACCUUCUUAAAUGUGGUAUACUAGAAAUCACAUCAAAACCAAUAACUAGUUCUUUAUGUAGAAGUGAUGAUCUUAAAAUUUUUUGGGUUAUCUGAUAACCUAAGAAUAUUUGAAAAUAACAAAGU